This is a messenger RNA of Anoplopoma fimbria (sablefish), 1651 nucleotides long. It is a transcript of the gene nfatc2ip, whose product is annotated as nuclear factor of activated T cells 2 interacting protein. Lineage: Eukaryota; Metazoa; Chordata; Actinopteri; Perciformes; Anoplopomatidae. Bases 48 to 1061 code for a protein of 337 amino acids. The record is from RefSeq and is a predicted model, not a curated record. Gene Ontology annotation, biological process: cytokine production; positive regulation of transcription by RNA polymerase II. The transcript is spliced from 9 exons. Gene Ontology annotation, molecular function: protein binding.
CCCACCGUCCGUGAAGGCACCAGCAGCCCGCGGAAAAAGAAACAAACAUGGCUGAGUCGGUGUCUGAUGGUGAGCAGCAGGCUGUGAAGCCUCCACCCAAACGACGACGCAUCCUUGACCCUUCAGCCAUCGUCUCAGUUCCCGUUUACUCCAACAAGGUGAAAAGCAGUCUGCAGAUGAAGCCGAUGGCAGCUAUGUUCGCGGAAAAGGAAAACUCAGACGACGCUGCAGACGACAGUUUGUGGUCUCAGUUGUCAUCUCGAGUACCAGCAGCAAACGUCGUCCACCUCAGUGACUCUGAGGAGGACGAAGCAGAACUCCAGACCAAGAAAACAGAAGAAGCAACCUCUUGCUGCCCGUCUCCUCCUCAGAGUCCGGUCCAGAAACAGUCCAGACAGGUCACAAGGAAGAUCAGUGAGAUCGACAGAAGGCUCCGGGACGUGAACUCCCUCAUGUCUCCUGAACCUCAAGACAGGAAGUGCGUCAUGGAGCAGGAGGAUGACGACGACGACGUCAUCGUCAUGAACCCCUUCUCUGGACGUCAGAGUUCUCCGUACAGCUCCUCGGUCCGGGAGAUCCCCCUGAAGAUCCGCUGCCGGACCGACGUCCACAAGAUCCCGGUUCUGUCGUCGACCCCUCUCAGUGAUGUGGUGACCAAGCUGUCCGUCCUCCUCGACGUUCCUCCUCCUCGCCUCCUGCUGCUGAGGGAGGAGGUGGAGCUCCAGACGGAUGCCACCGUCGGCGAGCUCGGCCUCGGCAUCGCUGACAUCAUCGAGUGCGUCGUCAUGGCAGCGGAGGAUAACAGUAAAGCCGACAGCAGUAGCAGUAGCAGCAGCAGCAUCACUGUGAGGCUGCAGAGCAAAGACAGAGACUCCUCACAGGACUUCUCUCUGCACCGAGACGCUCCGCUGGCCUCCAUCUUCUCCCAGUAUCUUUCCCGGAUGCCCUCCAUCGCUCAGACGAAGGUCCGCUUCCACUUCGACGGCUGCAAAGUGACGGAUGGACAAACGCCGGCUCAGCUGGACAUGGAAGAUGGAGACAUCAUCGAAGUUUGGCUUUAGGUUCUGUUCAUAACAUCCAUCAUUUGUAAAAAAAAUAAUCCACCCUUUAGUUACUUUAUUUGUAAAAGAUACUUUAUUUGUAAAAUGAAAACAGAUAAUGGGAUUAUAUGUUUAGACAUUUUAAAAAACCAACAGUAAACAUGUACGAGCCCAUAAAUAUUUGUGCAAUUGUAAACUUAUUUGAAUGUCUUUGACUGUACAAUAACCUCUACUUUGUACUUUUUACUGAUAUUGGAAAGAAUAAUAAAGUGAGUAAAAGUUGCUCUCCGUAAGAAAACUCUCAGGUAAUAUUACGUCUCAGUGCUUUAAUUUAAAUCAUUUUAUUUAUUUGUUUAUUAUUAACGUGUGUACAUUUAAAAAAAUAUAUUUGGGAUGAAAAUUUAAAAUCUAAAAUGUAACUACAAACUGUCAAAUAAUUGUUAUUGAAGAGAGAAUCCAAUAUUUUCAAUAUUUAAGUAUAAAGUACUGUAUAAUUGAAAUGAUACCUCAGAACUGUACUUAUUAUGCAGUACUGGAGUAAAUGUACUUAUUAAUAGUAUAGUAAUAGUUACUUCCACGGUGGAAAUUAAUAAAGAAAUGUAAAGAAAAAA